GUUGAGAUCCCCUGCAGUAAAGGUUAGUUAAAGAAAUAGAAGAGGGGGAUUAGUUUAUUAGCUAUAACUCCAUUAACCCCUAAUUACUAGCCACCAAUGGAAUUUUUCUUUUAAAUUAUGAAGAUUUUACAUCAUUAAUUCCAUCUGUCUGGGAAUAUCUAACUUCUGAAAGUCAUGAGAAUCCUAUUUUCAUUUUGUUUUACAGAGAAAAAUAAAGCUUUGCAAGGACUCCUUUCUAAGCUAAACCUGCAGGAAUACCAAAGCACGAAGCUCGGGCUGCGGGAUGUCCUGGAAAUUAGCUCAGAAAGUAUAGAAAACUGGACUCCUCAGAUGUUAGAGGAUUUACCGUGGCAUUUCCUGAGGAAAGUCAUGGCUCUGAAUGGGACGGCGAGAAAUACAAGCCUUGUGCAUAGACCAUGUGAUGAUGAAGGCGGCAGUGAGGAGGCACAGAUUGCAGGUGGAGAUGUUUUUAGUUUUAGUGACACUGACAUCAGAGAGUCUGUGCACCCCCUUGAUAUUCUCUGUGCCGUUCUGCUUUGUUCCGACAGUUUCCUACAGCAGGAGAUCCUGUCCAAAAUGUCCAUGUGCCAGUUUGCCCUCCCUCUGCUGCUACCUGCCAUCAACACCCCCAGGUGCACCCUAAUGCUGUGGGCCAUGAGGGACAUUGUGAGGAAGUGGAGGCCGCACUCCCUAGCAGAGAGCAGGGGAUUCAGGGAGGAGAGCCUGGUGCUCACAGCAAUGCCAACCAUUUCCUUUGUGCGGUUGGGGAGCUGCAGCUUCUCCAAGUCCAAACUCCUCAAUGAUGUUCUCAGCCCCUCCCAGCAGCACCACGAUUUCUUCAUCCAUCAUGACAUGGAGUCUGGGAAUGUCCCUCGGGAAAUCGCAGAUGGGCUGGUCGAGAUUUCCUGGUAUUUCCCUGGUGGGAGGGAGAAUUCAGAUCUUUUCCCAGAGCCCGUUGCGGUUACAAACCUGCAUGGUGACAUUGAGUCCCACUGGCUGCAGUUCAGCUUUUUAACAGAGAUCUCCUCAGCAGUGUUCAUAGUUUCUGAGAGCAUCAGUGAGAGGCAAUAUGCGCUGUUAUCAUCUCUGCAGGGAUCAGCCACUAAAUACUACUUCAUCCUCAAUUGCAAGAAUGGAAAUCCCAAGGAAACAUUGGGAUUC
This is a messenger RNA of Chrysemys picta bellii (western painted turtle), 1161 nucleotides long. The record is from RefSeq and is a predicted model, not a curated record. Lineage: Eukaryota; Metazoa; Chordata; Testudines; Emydidae.